This is a messenger RNA of Rana temporaria (common frog), 4156 nucleotides long. It is a transcript of the gene ARMC5, whose product is annotated as armadillo repeat containing 5. Bases 63 to 3680 code for a protein of 1205 amino acids. Gene Ontology annotation, molecular function: protein binding. The record is from RefSeq and is a predicted model, not a curated record. Gene Ontology annotation, biological process: anatomical structure morphogenesis. NCBI's taxonomy places the organism in Eukaryota, Metazoa, Chordata, Amphibia, Anura, Ranidae. Gene Ontology annotation, cellular component: cytosol. The transcript has 7 exons.
AUGUCAUCAGCGGUAGACGGGCUGUAGAGUCGGCGCAGGCGCAGUGAGUUUUCGGCUGACAGAUGGCUGUCCCGUCGUUCUCGUCAUGUUUGGCCGCUCUGGCGGCGGCAGCGGAGAACCCGGCAGGUCUCGGUAGUGCUCUGAGUGAGCUCCGGAGCCGUUAUGUGUCCCGGGUCGGAGGGGCGGAGCGGUUCCGGAGUUCGGGCGGACUCGCUAUGCUCAUUAAUCUUCUGACCGAUCCCUCCGGGGCCGCCGUCCUAGGAAGUUCCCGCCGGGGCCUGGAAUUAGGCCUCAGCCUGCUGGCCAAUGGAUGUACCGAGCCCGGGAGCCGAGUACAGGUGCGAGAUCUCGGGGGGAUUCCCGCUCUUAUUUCUAUUCUGAAGUCGGUGUGCAUUGAUUCCAUAUGGAACCGGGUAUGUCGGGCUCUCGGGAACCUGGCUUUGGACUUUCAAAACAACCAGAUUAUUCAUGAAUCCGGUGCGGUGUCGUCAUUGGUGCAGAUCUUGCAGAAUUCUCAGGAUGUGGGAUGUUUGCAGAGCUGUCUGCGGGCUUUACGUAUUCUGGGUGAUUCUCCACCACAUAGACUGUCCAUCUGCCAGCUGGGAGGUUUGGCCCCAUGUGUUCAGAUGCUUACCUCUCCUAACUCGGAUGUGGUUUGUGAAGCCGUGCGUGCCGUCGGUGAGCUGAGCCGCGCAUGCUCGUUGGAAUGUGCAGCAGCCCUAAGUCCGGCUGUACCAACCUUGAUGACGUUGGCCAGUGAAGAGCAAGGGAAGACGGCCGUACGUCAGGCUGCGUUUGGGACUUUAUGUAAUCUUUGUAUCCAGGGAGCAUUGAGGCCAAUCCUGGGCAAUGCGGGGGUCAUUAAGCUGCUGAUCACAGAAGCCACGGCUGUCCAGCAAUCGCCAACCCGUUGCCUCCCCGUGGUCAAAGCUCUGUGCUUUUGUUGCCGUGAAGCGGUGAAUCGCGUCCGGGUGCGAGAACAUGGCGGCCUGGAACUUCUCUUAGAAUUACUGCGCAGCUUGCAGUAUCGAUCGGUUCACUACCGAAUUAUAGUGGCAUUUCUUUAUUAUUGCUAUGACAACGCCACUUUGUCUUUCCUAGUCUCCAGUGGCCUGACACUUGUGUUAGCUGAACGAUUGGAGGAAUGUACGCGGGUGGCUGAGGAAAAGCGGCGUGCGCAGACCCCGAUGGAAGCCCCAGAUGAAGAGGAGGAGAAAGGAUCUACUUCUUAUGACUUCCCACAAGAGCCGAGGAAAAAGAAGGAACAAGGAGGCUCAUCCGAGGAGAGCCUGAGAUCUUGGCUGGUAUCAGAAGGUUACAUCGCCAGUCUGGACGACUUACCUCCUGAAUGUCUCGUGGAGCGGGAGAACCGAGAGGAACCCACCAGGACAAUGAUUUCUCCUCCAGGAAAAGGGAGUCAGAAGAGAACGUCUGACCAUCUCUGCUUUCCUUUACCUUCUGAUCAGUCCUGCCAGUCACCCAUAAAAGAAAUCUUUGCAUCGCCCUCCCUUCUGGGGCCCCCAUCCCCGGCACCCUCAGUAGUUUAUGGGCCCGAGUUCCCAGUCUUACUUCUCCUUUCCCGUUUCUCUCAGCUGACAGAUUCCUCCUCUUCUUUGGUCUCACCUCCAGUUUUAAAGGGGCUUCUGACCUACGCCACCUGCCACCCCAGCCCCUCGGAUCAAGCCACUCGUAUUCUGCAACGCCUAACCUGUGACCCGUUGUGCCUGGGAGCCUUCAUCCGGACCGGCAGCAUUUGCACAUUACGAGCAAGAUUGCUUCUUCAGGAAUCUCUAGACGGAGAUGGCAGGGGGAGGAGCCGACGCCCAAAAAGAGCCAGAAAACUAGGUGACAUUCUGAUGCGUAAUCUUUGCAUCCAGGCUGCCUCCUCCUACGGAGUGGGACUGGUGACUCACAUGUUGGUGUCCGGGCCUCAGAAUGACCGACAGCAGUGCGCCCUCUGCCUGCCAUUUAUUUAUAGGAAAGAUUCUCCGCACCGUCAGAACCUGCUAGAUGGAGCCAUUCGUCUUGUGUUGGAGUCAUUAAUGAUUUCUGUGGACCCCGUAUACUAUUUCCAUGCUUCAGAAUGCCUGUCCUCCAUAUUGACACCUCAGACUUCGCAACGCCGGUCCUCUUUACCGACCCCACAGGCUUCGGCAUGUCAGUCCUCUAUAUUGAUACCACAGACUUCAGAACGCCAGUCCUCUUUACUGACCCCUCAGGCUUUGGGAUACCCGUCUUCUAUAUCUACCCCUCAGGCUUUGGAAUGCCCGUCUUCUAUAUCGACCCCUCAGGCUUUGGGAUGCCCGUCUUCUAUAUCGACACCUCAGGCUUUGGAAUGCCCGUCUUCUAUAUCGACACCUCAGGCUUUGGAAUGCCCGUCUUCUAUAUCUACCCCUCAGGCUUUGGAAUGCCCGUCUUCUAUAUCGACACCUCAGGCUUUGGAAUGCCCGUCUUCUAUAUCGACACCUCAGGCUUUGGAAUGCCCGUCUUCUAUAUCUACCCCUCAGGCUUUGGAAUGCCCGUCUUCUAUAUCGACACCUCAGGCUUUGGAAUGCCCGUCUUCUAUAUCGACACCUCAGGCUUUGGAAUGCCCGUCUUCUAUAUCGACACCUCAGGCUUUGGGAUGCCCGUCUUCUAUAUCUACCCCUCAGGCUUUGGGAUGCCCGUCUUCUAUAUCGACACCUCAGGUUUUGGAAUGCCCGUCUUCUAUAUCGACACCUCAGGUUUUGGAAUGCCCGUCUUCUAUAUCUACCCCUCAGGCUUUGGGAUGCCCGUCUUCUAUAUCUACCCCUCAGGCUUUGGGAUGCCCGUCUUCUAUAUCUACACCUCAGGCUUUGGAAUGCCCGUCUUCUAUAUCUACACCUCAGGCUUUGGGAUGCCCGUCUUCUAUAUCUACACCUCAGGCUUUGGGAUGCCCGUCUUCUAUAUCGACACCUCAGGCUUUGGAAUGCCCGUCUUCUAUAUCUACCCCUCAGGCUUUGGAAUGCCCGUCUUCUAUAUCUACCCCUCAGGCUUUGGAAUGCCCGUCUUCUAUAUCCACCCCUCAGGAUUCACCAGCACCUCCUCAAAGUUCUUCACCAACUUCUCUCACUUGCUGUUACCUGAAGCUCUUUUCUCAGGGCCAAGGGGAUAUUGUUUUUGUACUUGAUGGGGGUGAACGGCUGGAAGGUAGCCGGGAGUUGAUUUGUAAAAGCUCAGAUGUAUUUCAUGCUAUGCUACAAGGUGGUUAUGCCGAGUCCCAGCAAUGUGAGGUACGUGUGCGAGAGAUUCCAGUCAGUGCUUUCCUACCCUUGCUACAUUACCUUCAUGGCUGCUCCCAAGACUCAUUGUGUCCUACUUUAAAGAACUUGCAGCAGAUGGAACCAGAGCAAGAUCUGGUCCAGUCACCUCUGUCUUCCACAUUGGCUGCAGCUGGACAAUUUCUCUUACCUGGUCUACAGUGCGUUCUGGAAAACCUGGUGCGAGACUCUCUGCUGACUCUGGACCGCCUCCCCUCAGUUUAUAACUUUGCAGAGAUGCACGAGUGUGCCCAGCUCAGAAGAGAUUGUUGUAUGUACCUUCUAAAAAGACUGCACCCACCUCAGAGACGGGCACGUACCCUUUUUCAGUUAUGUGAACAGGCACAGGACAAGCAGAAGCUGUCCCGACAUUUGGAGGAUGUACUUCAGAGAAGAGACUGACCAUGCAUGGUAUGCACUGUGUGCCUUCAAGUGCCAUAGAUCAGCCAUGUUCACGCUGCAAUUCUUGGAAUACCCCUGUCCCCCCCCCCCCUCCUUACAUCCCUCAGUCAGACAAUACUUCUGUAAUCAUCGAUACGCUUCCUCUUCCAUCUAGGCUGAAAUUGUGCACCAUAAUCAUGAAUAAUCAUUACAGCGGCACGAUUAAUCGUCAAGAAUCGUUAUCGCAACUUUUUCCCCUGUUGUGAUCUUGAUAAAGUAUUUCCCGAUCUUUUGUAUGCCGAGAAUUCUCUCUGCUCUCGGGCAAAAAUCUGGGCAGUCGCCAAGUUUUACAACAUUCUUUAUCAGUGGAAAGUUAAGUCUAAACAUUGUAACAAUUUGUCUUUUCCAUCAAAGGAAUUAACUUUUUUUAUGUAAAUUAGGAAAGUUUAAACCCCAAACCUUUUUCUGACAUUUGUUUUUCAAGUUAAAAUCAUGUU